This is a messenger RNA of Xiphias gladius (swordfish), 1104 nucleotides long. RefSeq names its product elongator acetyltransferase complex subunit 3 (gene elp3). Gene Ontology annotation, cellular component: elongator holoenzyme complex; nucleus; cytoplasm. The transcript is spliced from 10 exons. The record is from RefSeq and is a predicted model, not a curated record. NCBI's taxonomy places the organism in Eukaryota, Metazoa, Chordata, Actinopteri, Istiophoriformes, Xiphiidae. The coding region runs from base 1 to 1104 and encodes 367 amino acids. Gene Ontology annotation, biological process: tRNA wobble base 5-methoxycarbonylmethyl-2-thiouridinylation. Gene Ontology annotation, molecular function: catalytic activity; iron-sulfur cluster binding.
AUGCAAGUGAAGACUAAGACUUCAGCUAAAUAUGGACUUGAAGCCCAGCCCCGAUUAGUAGACAUCAUCGCUGCUGUUCCACAACAAUACCGUCGUGCUCUGGUGCCUAAACUAAAGGCCAAACCUAUACGCACUGCCAGCGGGAUCGCAGUUGUGGCUGUGAUGUGCAAACCUCACCGAUGUCCACACAUCACCUUUACAGGCAACAUCUGUGUCUACUGUCCUGGCGGACCAGAUUCAGACUUUGAGUACUCUACUCAGUCUUACACGGGUUAUGAGCCAACAUCCAUGAGAGCCAUCCGAGCCCGUUAUGACCCCUACCUUCAGACUAGGCAUCGGGUGGAGCAGCUGAAGCAGCUGGGUCACAGUGUCGACAAGGUAGAGUUCAUCGUGAUGGGUGGGACCUUCAUGGCUUUGCCUGAGGAGUACAGAGACUAUUUCAUUAGGAAUCUACACGAUGCAUUGUCAGGACACACCUCCAACAACGUGGCUGAGGCUGUCAGGUACUCUGAACACAGUAACACCAAGUGUGUGGGGAUCACUAUAGAGACACGGCCUGACUACUGCCUGAAGCGUCACCUCAGUGACAUGUUGGGAUAUGGCUGCACCCGCCUGGAAAUAGGAGUCCAAAGUGUAUAUGAGGAUGUGGCCCGCGACACCAACAGAGGCCACACAGUGCGAGCCGUGUGUGAAUCGUUCCAACUGGCAAAGGACGCCGGCUUCAAGGUUGUCGCCCACAUGAUGCCAGACCUGCCCAACGUUGGCAUGGAGAGGGAUGUAGAGCAGUUUAUUGAGUUUUUUGAGAAUCCAGCUUUCAGGCCAGAUGGUUUGAAACUGUACCCAACCCUGGUGAUCCGAGGCACGGGGCUGUAUGAGCUGUGGAAGACUGGCAGGUACAAGAGCUACACACCCAGUGCCCUGGUGGACCUUGUGGCCCGAAUUCUGGCACUGGUGCCACCCUGGACACGAGUCUACCGGGUACAGAGGGACAUCCCCAUGCCAUUGGUGAGCUCCGGAGUGGAGCAUGGCAACCUGAGAGAGCUGGCACUGGCCCGGAUGAAGGACAUGGGCACCGAGGUGAGACUCAAAGACCUCUCAUAUUAA